This is a messenger RNA of Haliotis rubra (blacklip abalone), 7132 nucleotides long. Its product is annotated as kinesin heavy chain-like. NCBI's taxonomy places the organism in Eukaryota, Metazoa, Mollusca, Gastropoda, Lepetellida, Haliotidae. Gene Ontology annotation, biological process: microtubule-based movement. Gene Ontology annotation, molecular function: microtubule binding; ATP binding; microtubule motor activity. The record is from RefSeq and is a predicted model, not a curated record.
UCGAUAAGGAGGUCACGAGAGGUCAUCCCAUGACGUCAUCCUCCCAGCAUUCUUUGGAAACAUGGCGACUGUGUGUUGAAGAUGAUGAUGUGAUACAGUACUUUGAGGAUGAUUUGACCAAUUAUUCUGCUCCGGAACGAUUUAAAAACAAACUUGACAGCUGUCAGAGUUAUUCCAGAAAGGAGAUAAAAAUGGCUGCAGACGAAACAAUCAAAGUUGUUUGCCGAGUACGACCCUUGAAUUCAGCGGAGGAGAAGGCUGGGAGCAAAUUCGUCUUGAAAUUCCCAACAGACGACUCCAUUGCAGUAUCAAACAAAGUGUUCGUGUUUGACAAGAUCCUCAAGCCUAAUGUCACCCAGGAGCAUGUAUACAAUGUUGCAGCUAAACCCAUUGUUGCAGAUGUACUCAGUGGCUACAAUGGAACCAUCUUUGCCUAUGGACAGACAUCCAGUGGCAAGACACACACCAUGGAGGGUGUCUUGGGGCAUUCUCAGAUGCAAGGUAUCAUUCCUCGCAUCAUCGCCGACAUCUUCAACUACAUCUACGGCAUGGAUGAGAACCUUGAGUUCCAUAUCAAGGUGUCAUAUUUUGAAAUUUAUAUGGAUAAAAUCAGGGAUUUACUUGACAUAACCAAGACCAACCUAUCUGUCCAUGAAGAUAAGAAUAAAACUCCAUAUGUAAAGGGCUGCACAGAGCGGUUUGUGUCCAGUCCGGAGGAGGUGAUGGAAGUUAUAGAUGAUGGAAAAUCCAAUAGACAUGUUGCUGUAACUAAUAUGAAUGAGCAUAGCUCAAGAAGCCACAGUGUGUUCCUGAUUCAUGUAAAACAAGAAAAUGUAGAGACAGAGAAGAAACUACAUGGAAAACUGUAUCUAGUCGACUUGGCUGGCAGUGAAAAAGUUAGCAAGACUGGUGCUGAGGGAGCAGUGCUGGAUGAAGCGAAGAAUAUAAACAAGUCCCUGUCGGCUCUAGGAAAUGUUAUCUCCGCGCUAGCUGAUGGAGUGAAAUCUCAUGUACCGUACCGAGACAGUAAGCUGACCCGAAUCCUGCAGGAGAGUUUGGGCGGCAACGCCAGAACCACCAUGAUCAUCUGUUGUUCCCCUGCGUCAUACAAUGAGUCUGAGACCAAAUCCACUCUGCUCUUCGGUCAAAGGGCCAAGACAAUCAAGAAUGUGGUAACAGUGAAUGAGGAGCUGACAGCUGAUGAGUGGAAGAGGCGCUACGAGAAGGAGAAAGAAAAGAAUGCAAAACUGAAGGGAAUUAUUGAGAAGCUGCAGGCUGAACUCAACAUGUGGAGGAGUGGUAAGGAGGUUCCCGCAGAUGAGCAAAUGGACAUGAAAACGGCUGACACCUCUGUGUUGGAGGAAGCACCUCCACCUCCACCUCCUUCACUGGCCUCCAUGAAUGAUGCAGACAAGCUGCAAUGGGAGGAAGCCAAGCUGAUUAUGUACAAGCAGAUGGACGAUAAGGAUGAGGAGAUCAACAACCAGUCGCAGCUCAUCGAGAAACUGAAGGAGCAGAUGCUGGAACAGGAGGACUUGAUCACUGCUUCCCGUUCCGACUAUGAGAAGCUGCAGCAGGAGAUGGCUCGUAUCCAGGGAGACAAUGAGUCGGCCAAGGAUGAGGUGAAGGAGGUGCUGCAGGCUCUGGAGGAGCUGGCCAUGAACUAUGACCAGAAGUCUCAGGAGGUGGACAACAAGAACAGCGACAUUGAGGGACUCACCGAGGAACUCAACCAGACAAUGAGCUCCUUGAACUCAGUCCAGUCUGAGCUGGAGACUCUUAAGGACUCGAGUCUCCACCAGAAGAAGAGAGUCACCGAGAUGAUGCUGUCACUCCUCAAGGACCUGGGAGACAUCGGCUCCGUCAUUGGAGGCAGUGCUGCUGAGUCAAAGCCGGCCGUUGGUGGCAGUGAGAAGAUCGAGGAAGAGUUCACUGUUGCUCGUCUCUACAUCAGCAAGAUGAAGUCAGAGGUGAAGACGUUGGUGAACAGAUCUCAGAACUUGGAGUCUCAGCAGGGCGACACUUCCAAGAAACUUGAUGAAGCAGAGAAGGACUUGUCUGAGUGUAAACUCAAGAUUCAGCAGAAUGAGGCCAAGAUGUCCACUCUCACAGAGACCAUCCAGGACAUCGAGUCCAAGAAACGAGAGUUGCAGGACAAUGUUGACUCUCUCAGUGAGGAGGUGGCCAAGCUGAAAGCACAGGAACAAAUGCACAAGACGUCCCUGUCUCAGGUGGAGAAGGAGACAACCGACAAGCUGCAGUCGGAGGUGAAGAUGAAGGAGGCUCUGGAGAGUCAGAUGGAGGCUCACCGGGAGCAGCAUCAGAAGCAGCUCAACUCCCUCCGGGACGAGAUCACAAACAAACAGGGGGUCAUCGACAACCUCAAGGAGACCAACCAGAAACUGACCUUGGCCUUGGAGAAACUGCAGGCCGACUACGACAAGCUCAAGUCCGAGGAGGCUGAGAAGACCAGUAGGCUGUCUGAGAUCUCAUUACAGAUGGACCGCCGCGAACAAGCCAAGCAGGAUCUCAAGGGGCUUGAGGAGACUGUGGCCAAGGAGCUCCAGACUCUGCACAACCUGCGCAAGCUGUUUGUCCAGGACCUCCAGAACAGAGUCAAGAAGCUAAGUUCACAAGGAUCAGGGUCUGCCAACAAGAAGGAGGAGGAAGAAGAGGAGGACACAAGCGGCAGCGCUGCCCAGAAGCAGAAGAUCUCCUUCCUGGAGAACAACCUGGAACAACUCACUAAAGUCCACAAACAGUUGGUGCGUGACAAUGCAGAUCUCCGAUGUGAGCUUCCCAAGUUGGAGAAGAGACUGAGAGCAACCAUGGAGAGAGUUAAGUCCCUUGAAACAGCUCUCAAGGAAGCAAAGGAAGGAGCGAUGAGAGACAGGAAGAGCAGUGAAUAUUCUGUUUAUGACUCCCGAUAUCAGAUGGAGGUGGACCGCAUCAAGGAGGCAGUGAGGCAGAGGAACCUCGCGAGACGUGGACAUGCAGCACAAAUCGCCAAGCCCAUCCGCCCCGGCCAACACCAGGGUGGUUCCCCAGCCGGCCCUGUGGGAAUCAGGGGAGGUGGCAUGCCUCACAACGGUCCCACACCCAUCAAAGCAGACGCAUCAGCGUAAAGUGUGACUGUACUGGGAGCAGGAGACAUGAGUAGUGUGAGUCAGGCCAUUCAGGAGGUAGACCCCACACACCAACAUGGGACUGUUUUCCUCUCACUAGCAUUCCGCUGCUUGUAGGGUGUCGCCACCUUAUAGCACCACAUCAUGCAUUGUGUUGGACAGUGUCCGCAAACAGGCAUCGCAAGGUGUUCAGUGGAUUGAUAUAUCACUGUUUCUGCAUACUUUAUACUGGAGUUGGGCAUUUCGCGGAAUGGAUGAACACCUAGUGCUGGAAACUUUCAGGAAUUUGCUGUAGGCUGGUCUUACUGCUCCAGACUCAGAGCUUAGUGCAAUGGCUGAAACAAAGCUUCGAGAAGAAGCUUCUUCAGUGUUGGAAUUGCCAGUUUAAUCUUGCUGACCAAGAACGUUCUCCAGCAAUAGCUGACAAUUGUAAAAGGAUUCCCUCUAGAAAAAGUCAACUGAUGAUAAGCUUUUGAGGAUGGGAAAGUGGAUACCAUAUCAGACUCUAUUCCCUUUCAAGACUCUUCAAGGCUGAAGUGUUUCAUUCUGGAUUUGAUUGUAACCAGGAGGCAAUUCUUUGAUGGACAGUGUUCUUGAUUGGCUGUAUUAAUCUUUGUGUAUGUAGAGCUGGUGAAUAGGCAAUGAGAUGACUGCAGUGUAUAUUAUUGGAAUGUAUAUGUUCUGCAAAUAUGCUCUUGAUCAUGGUCCUUGUUAUCAAUAUAACCAUGCUUUGCCAAUAUACCAAUCAGGCAGGACUGUUCGUUGAAUGAGUUACCAGAAAUGGUUUGGAUCAGUUGCUGCUGACCUCACGGUGAAUGACCUUGUCCUCAGUUCAUUAAGUCAACUUGACCUUUGUUCUAAAGGUCAUUAACACACACUUGGAAGAGUAACCUUGACCUUACUUUAAAGGUCAUUGAUGCAAAGAUUCAGCUAUGUAUAAAUGAAUGGUGACGGGCAUAUUAUUAAAUUAUCUAAAACAAAUUGUUUUAAAUAUGUCAUCCAAUGAAUUAUGAAUAUAAUCCUUGAGAACAUUUAUUCUUGAAGUCACUCGUGAUAUGGUCAGCAUUUCGUAGAGGGCAUCCUUUUACUGAUAUACAACAAUUCAGUGACAAGAAUUGUUGCAAGUAAGAAGACCAGUAUUGACCUGUAACACUGGCAUGACCUGAACUGAAACAGCGGCUGUCUGAGCACUGAUGUCCAGUUGCCCAGCUCUACAGGUGAUGCGAUCUAUGUUGAUGGUAUAGAGACUGAUACCGGAUACAUGGCUCUUUGACAAGAUAUGUGAAUGGUGCAUUGCUGUUCCAAAUGUGGUUGCUGGUAGCGACACCCACAGUUUAGUAGGCGUCAUUGUGUACAUUGUUCAUCCUGCGCUAUGUGUCUAUAAUGCUGACUGGGUAUUUUCAUGUUGUUUUACAAACGCAAGUUACUUUGUCAUCAAUACAAACAGUCGUGAUGUCAAUGACAUUAGGUUCAGAUAGAACCAAGCAACUCGACCUUAGACAGAUUCGGAUAGAACAAACUACUAUUGGAUGAAACCAAAAUUGGUAAACAUUCUAUGUUUAAAUUUUGUGGAGUAUUAAACAAAUUGGAACACUUCCAUAAUGUUUUCUCAAGGUGGUAAAAUUAUAUACUGAAGGAAAAAAGUUACGGAUCAUGAAUGUCUUUUGGAUAUUAUUUUGUCUUGACAUCUAAGUACACAAUUUCAAAUAUUUGUCCCAAAUUAUUCUUGAUCCAUAACUUUCAUUGUUCAGUAUUCUUGCAAAUAUUGACUAGAUUUUUAAUCCGUAAUGCAAAUUUAAAUUUGACUAUGAUAUUUAAUAAGUGUUUGUGCUUUUACACCAUGUACACGGAAGACUGUUUUACAGCGUUAUCUCUUACUCGUUUAUUUAAUGUGAACAGGCUGGUUGUAUUGACUGCUGAGUUGUUGACAAGUUGUUUUAUUUAUUUCAGUUGUGUAUAAUUAAGAAUUUAAGCAGCAAAAUAUGACAAGUGCAACCACAGGCUUUAAUGAAUGAGAAAUAUCAGAACUGAAUCUGGAAAUGGAAGUCAAGUUAUUGCUGUUUUACUGAGACCUGCUGUAGAAGGGGGGUGAAUCUCUUCAUUUUCGAAUACAGCGGGACCCGUGUUAAUUCUUUCAGGAAGGAUUUGCCAAAGAAGUUGUUGAACCCCCAGUAUUGUAAUACUGAAUACGUGGAGACACUCUUUUCGAUGAAUUGGAAAGGAUUAACUUUUGGGUGUAUCAGGGACAGCAUAAUCAAAUGUCAAUGAGUCUGAUUUUGAUGACAAAUUUUGUCAAUUUCUGUUCAAAUUGGUUAAAUUUCAUGUGGAAAUUUGACACAAAUUGUUCAAAAUCUGAAUUUUUUAAACACUCAUGUUAUGAUUGAAACCUAUCGUCUGAUUUUGAGUAAGUGUAAUACAUGUCUUUUAAAAUGAUUCUAUAUCACAUGAAGACUUUGACACAGCUGUUCAGUGUCUGAACUGUAAACAAGUGUUCUGAUUGAAAUUGAUCAUUCUAUAUUCUGAUGGAAAAGUUUGUGAUAUUGUGAUGUGUUGUGUGGACUGAAAAAUAAACACAUAACCAGCUGUGAAACAAAUUCUGAAUGAAGAGCUUUUGAAGACAAAACCACUCGUUGUUGAUUGUGCUUUCCGCAGUAUCUACCAUGUCACUGUGCGUGUUGUUGAAGACAUCAUGAUUUUGUCAAUGUUGAAUUCUACAGAUCUUUGCCUGUUGAUGGCCCGAGAACUUGGAGGGCAUACUUUGUAAUGUAAGGUGGUAUGGAUGAGUAUUGAACUAUUUAUGUGUAUGUUUGAAAUACAGUAUGCAUUCUCUCCCAGUUAGUGAUGGGGGAAUUUGCUUGAAUUGUUUUAAUUUCAUGAUUCGAUCGCGCCCUGGAGCUUGAGGAGACAGAGGUGUGCUGUGAUUGAGAGAUUCUCUUUUCCAUCUUGUUCUGUUUCAGCUUUGAAUUGUUCAGGGAGACACACUGGAACAUUUCUGGACUGUCGGCUAAUUGCUGUUUUAGUCUGUUUUAUCCACCAACUGAGAAAUAUUAUCACUUGUAUAGUGAGAUGUGUAGUCAUAUCAGUCGUUCCUCUGUUUCUCUAUAAAACUGGUUCUAGAGCUAUUUCUCUGUGCUGACAUCUUUGACCUUCUCCUUGAAACAUAUCUAGUUUCUGUAAGACUGAACACCUGAAAGUUUGGACCAUCCAGAAAUGUUCCACACGUCGACAGACUGGUUCAGAUGCAGAUUGUGUAAAAUGGGUGUUGCUGUGAUGAAAUUUGCUUGUUAUCAUAUUGAAUGUUUUCAUCACGAUUCAAUAAGUCUUUCAUGACAAUGUUUUGUAGUUUAUUAUUGUACGAUUCCCAACCUAUUUCCAUUAUUGAAACAAGCGCUUAUACAUAUUCGACAAUAUAUUGUAAUUUAAUUUAUUACGAGUAAUAAUCCAUGCAGAUAGUACUGUGUAUUGCUUCCUAAUUUUGUUCUGUUUUAGUAAACUGUACAUAGUCAAUUGACAUUUUCAUGUUAUGUGUAGUUGAGAAAUGGUGGCUGGGCCUGCAGAAGGUCAUUGUGUACAUAGAUAUUGAAGGCUUUUACUCUGGGAAGUGGAAUCAUAGAGGCGAGGUGUUACGCUUGCAUAAUUGAACCACAAAUUACUAUAUGCAUUCUUUGGGGAUGAACGACCAAGAUGAAAUUUCUGAAAUUACAAUAGUUGAAAAUUGUGGUGAGUUUCUAGCGAGUGAAUAGUGGUAGGGCCCGCCACCUUUAGGUUGUGUCAAUGUCUAGUCCACACUGUAACGUGUCCUGCCACUCUAGGUGCACAGUAUACUGCAUUUGACGACUAGUACCACUGUAUUUUAUUGUAUAGCUGGCCUGCCAGCGUCUUCAAUCAUGUGUGCUACAAGCUUAAUCUGUAAGUGUGAUUUGGCUCGUGGCUUAGCUGCAAUAUCCGUGAUGUAUAAAACACUAUGUAUGCUCGUUUCUGCACGAAUAAAACACUUACUCUACUCA